GAAUGUCUAGACUUUGGCCUAUCACUGGCAAGAAAUUUUUAACGCCGUAUAUCCAUGGACAAUUUGUGAAGCCAUCCUCCGAUCAUAUACGUAAAUUGGUCAAUCCGGUUAAUAAGGCCGAACACAUCACAGUGUAUGAAACAUCACCUAGUCAAGUAGAAGAAGCGCUUAUCAGUGCAAAACAAUCGAGUGGUGAAUGGCAAAGUAGUCCUACAUUCAGACGGGAUCGCAUGUUGGCUUUGGCGAGUCAACUUGAAAAGAAUGAAUACGACAUGGCACAAAUCGAAUCACUUCAAACCGGCAAACCACUUGCUGAUGCACUUUAUGAAAUGAGCGAUGUAGUUGACAGUCUUCGUCAUUUCGCAGGCUAUUGUGACAAAAUUUAUGGCUCUUCCCAACAAUUUGCAGAUAUGCAUGCCUAUACAACACGAGAAGCUCUAGGCACAGUUUCCUUGAUUACCUCAUUUAACUAUCCACUUUUACUCACAGGCUGGAAAUUAGGUCCAGCAUUGGCAGCUGGUAAUUGUGCGAUUGUUAAGCCAGCACCACAAACCCCGCUUUCUUCUUUAGCUUUGGCAGAAUUAGCAACCGAUAUAUUGCCAGCGGGUGUACUGAAUGUUUUGCCUGGGGGAGCACACGUAUCUCAAGCAUUGAUUGAUCGCACAGACAAGACUUCUUUUACAGGAUCCACACUUGUAGGUCAAGAUAUCAUGCGUCGUGCUGCGAAUCGAUUAACACCACUCACAUUAGAAUGCGGUGGCAAAAAUGCAGUGAUUGUCUGUCAAGAUAGUGAUUUAGAAAAGACCAUACAAGAUAUUGCCAUGGGAGCAUUUUCUAACGCGGGCCAAAACUGUUGUGCUAUUUCAAAAGUAUUCGUGCAUGAGUCUAUCCAUGACGAAUUCUUGGAGAAAUUAACCGGAUUUGUAAGAAGUUCUUGGAAAGCAAGUCUGGAUGGUGUUGAAGGCGAUAACUUAUAUGGUCCUUUAAUUGACGAAAAUCAGUACAAUCGUGUCAUGAAAUACGUGAAUGACCGUCCACCUACAAUGACAGGCGAGCUAAAUCCAGCCACAGCAGCCAAUGGAUAUUUCGUACCACCAACGAUUUAUACCGGUGUGGAAGAUAGCGAUCCUUUGGCUUGUGAAGAAAUAUUUGGACCUAUUUUAAGUAUAUUAAAGCCAUAUCAUAGUUUAGACGAGGCGAUCCAAAGAGUGAAUAAAUCGCCUUAUGGACUUGCGUCUGCUAUUUUCACCAACGAUCUGAAAAAGGCACAUCAAGCCGCCAACAAGAUCAAAUCGGGUGUAGUGUGGAUCAAUAUGUAUAACAUCAUGCCUCCUUCUUUACCAUUUGGAGGUAGAAACAUGUCUGGUAUCGGAAAAGAUUUAGGUAAAUCAGCCCUGAAUGAAUUUUCAUUUGAGAAAAGCAUUAUGAUGAGUAUUUGAUGCCCAGAAAUAGCGUGGGAAAUUAUUACAACAAGAUAUAAAAAUCAGGGAGAAUCUUUUUUCUCACGAAA
Messenger RNA from Mucor mucedo, 1510 nucleotides. RefSeq names its product aldehyde dehydrogenase. The transcript has a single exon. Gene Ontology annotation, molecular function: aldehyde dehydrogenase (NAD+) activity. The annotation marks the transcript as partial. NCBI's taxonomy places the organism in Eukaryota, Fungi, Mucoromycota, Mucoromycetes, Mucorales, Mucoraceae. The record is from RefSeq and is a predicted model, not a curated record.